Messenger RNA from Nicotiana attenuata, 678 nucleotides. RefSeq names its product transcription factor PIF7-like. NCBI's taxonomy places the organism in Eukaryota, Viridiplantae, Streptophyta, Magnoliopsida, Solanales, Solanaceae. Bases 37 to 678 code for a protein of 213 amino acids. The transcript has 2 exons. The record is from RefSeq and is a predicted model, not a curated record.
CACUGAGAAGAGUUAGACUCUGUCAAAGGCAUUACAAUGAGUCAUAAUUGGAAUCAUAGGCAACAAAGACAAGAACAAACAGUAGAAUUACCAGAAGAGGAAAACAGAUACCCACACGUGCAUAACCAGCAACCUCAGAAUCAUCUUGUCCCCAUGUCAAAAUGUGAAGUUGCAGAGCUAACAUGGGAAAAUGGGCAACUAGCUAUGCACAGACUUGGAAACAACCUCCCCAAUGAGCAAACAAAACACACAUGGGAAAGAGCCAGUGACACAUUAGAGUCUGUUGUGCAUCAAGCCACUAAUUGUCAAAAGCAAAAUCUUGAUCUAAAGGGAAGUGACAAAAAUAAGGCAAACAUCAAUACUGAGAAUAUUGUGAAGCAAGAAACGAUAGGUGGAGUGGUGAAAAAGAGGAUGAGAUCAGAUUCUGACCCCCAAUUAUAUGGGACUAGUGGAAGAUUAGUAGGAGAAUAUCAUAAGAAUAUUUUUGAUCAUCAGAAUGCUGAACCUAGUGCUUCUGCAAGUGUUAGGGACACUGUUAUGACAUGGCCUAAUUAUCAUUCCCUUGAUGAGUCUUCUCGCAGCUUUAAGUCCAGAGCCACUUUUAAUGAGGAUUCUGCCUGUCAUAUUGCUGGCUUGGUAAUUUUCUAUAUGUGCAACUAUACUAGUAGUGCUAGCUAG